Molecule: messenger RNA, 8203 nt
Organism: Nicrophorus vespilloides
Lineage: Eukaryota; Metazoa; Arthropoda; Insecta; Coleoptera; Silphidae
Exons: 17
Coding region: 429-7853 (2474 amino acids)
Biological process (GO): protein phosphorylation
Molecular function (GO): protein kinase activity; ATP binding
Source: RefSeq, a predicted model, not a curated record
AAGUGCUACUGGGCUUCACGAAGAGUACUCAGCUGUCGGCUGCGUUAGUAAGUGCUGUAAUUGCUCGUGUAGUGCAGGAACGGGGGAAAAAAAUGGUAGAUUGACGCCGCUAUCAUUGGUAAAUAUAGAUAUACAGAGAGAGAGAUUGAGAGCAGCGAACAAGAUUUAGUGCGCGCUCCGAAUUUCUAUCGAAGCAAGUGCGAUGCGAGCGAAUCCCGUGCCGUUAGUUGCAAAGUGGAGGAUGACCGUUUGACGGCAGCAUCGGAGUUGGUCUUGGUGCCAGGAGGAAGUACACAGCGGGGUCUGUCUUUCGGUCACCAACCACUUCCUGAAAGGAGCAGAGCACGGAGGAAGCCCUACGAAGCGGAAGCGUCUCGUGAUCAGAGGGGGUUGCAGGCUAUGCGGGCGGUCUUCCGGAUCCAGUGAGCAUGGAAACAAUAUGGAAAGUGAUCAGUUGUUUUGUGGUCCUUCUGUCCCUGGAGCUGUGCUGCGGCCUGCCCAUUGGCCAGGACCUUUCCUACCAAGAUGAACAUACGCAAUUAGUAACUGGAUUGAUAGCAGUUCUUUUGAUCGUUUGCGGGGUCGUCUGUCUGGCCGGUUGUCUCUGCUGUCAGAGGAGGAAUGGCUUCAAGGAGGAGGACAGCAAGGAGUUCCGAGAUAGUCCGGUGGUUGUGUCGGUGGCGAGCCAACUGGACCAUGGUCACGUAAAUCCCAUAGCGAACGGGGAAUUCACGAUCUUCACGCCGUUAUCGACGACGGCAUCGCCAUCAUCCCCGCCGAACAGCAGCAACGUUUUCUCCGCUCACCAGCAAAUUAUCAGCCGAGCGCAGGAGGACUACAAGGACGGCGAUAUCGAUGUCAGCGAUUGGUAUGGGAGUGGAAAUGUAGAUUUUCCCCGGGCGAAAUUGAAGUACAUCCGGGAAGUGGGCAGAGGUUGGUUCGGAAGGGUGGUGGAAGGAACAGCGCAAGGUGUGCUGUCCUCUGCGGACGAAUCUGCUUGGAGUCCAGUUGUGGUCAGGAUCCUGGAGGCGACGGCUACGAACAGACAGAGGAUCAUCUUCCUGCACGACGCGUCCAUUUAUAAAUGUCCGUCGCAUCCGAACAUUCUGAGAUUGCUUGGCAGGAGUUUGGAGAAUGUGCCGUUGCUGUUGUUGCAGGAGCACUGCGAGAACGGCGAUCUAAAGGCGUACCUCAGAGCCCAGCAACAGUCCGUGGAUCAAUUCUUGACCGGAAAGUUGCCUCUGCUGUGGUGCAAGCAGCUCACUUCAGCCGUGAGACACCUGCACGAACACGACCUAAUCCAUCCGGAUUUGGCGGCGAGGAACUGCAGGCUAACGCAUGAUUUAACCUUGAGACUAGGCGACUACGGCUGCGGAGCGAACGACUACCCGGAGGAUUAUUACAACGGAUCCGAGAAUGUUCCGGUACGUUGGUGCGCACCGGAAUGUGUAACUUGCACCUCGACGACCAUCCAAACCAGAAAGGUCACGCGAGCUGGCAACGUCUGGUCAUUGGGGAUAUGCUUCUGGGAAAUCGAGGAAUGCGCGAAGCAACCUUACGGCAAUCUCACUGACGAUGAGGUCGUCUCCCAGGUCUUCGGAUCCGCCAGAGUUCGACUGUCUAAACCAAACUGCAUCGCGUCGCAUGCGGAUCAUCUAUAUCAUUUGAUGCAAUUGUGUUGGGCCGUGCCGGAGUCGAGGCCGACUGCGAACCAAAUCGAAGACAUGCUCGAGAAUAUCGACUCGAACGACUUCAAUAGUCGAUGGGAUCAAAUGAAACCGAACAUAAUCAUACGAGGGGUCGACGACGAAAACGAUCUCACUAACAUCACCGUCCUAAACAUGGGCCUGAACACCGACGACGAUAGUCAGGAUGGAAAAUAUUUAUCUGCUAGUAUGCAUAACUUGGCCGGUUCUCUGGACAACCUUCUGGAUGGUAACAAGAGCUUGGAUUCCUGGGCGGAGGAGGACGAGGAGCAUACCAAAUUGCAUUUCGAGUUGGGACCAUUGCAGAAGAUACAGAGCAGCGGUAGCGAAACCGAAGACGAGAACUGGAAGAGGAAAAUCGAGCUCGGUCUGUAUACGGAGAAGGUGCGCCAGAAGUCGCGAUCCGUCGCCGAUUUGAUGAUCUUGACGCACAUAGAUUGCUCGGAGAGCGAUUCGGAAACGCCGCUGCCCAGUUUGGGAUACAAGAAUGUGCGUUGUCACAAUCUGGAGAACCCGAGCCAGAUCUACGGGAGCGAGGGGAACUUGCUAAACGUCCACACGACGUUCGAGGAAGAAUUAAAGAAGCUGAAGGAGGACAGAAGAGACAGUCUACUUUUCGUACCUGAUAAAAUCGAGUUACCUACAUCCACCGGCGGCGGUGGCGUUUACGAUUCUCCGGAGAGCCGAAGACUGCUGGAAGAUCUGAACGGCACGUCCACACUGGAACCGCAGACGCAGUUUUUCAACGUCUACAACGUCGUUGCGAUAAGCCCAAUGUACAGUCCCAUCCGGAUGAACUACAACAACGACCAUUCGUCCUCCCCCUUGCCCGACGUCGUCCUCAACGCUAUCCCCUCGAAGAUACCCAAGCUCUCCGAGAUCAUCGAGAACAACAUUGCUGUGAACCCGGAUUCGAAACAAGUGUACAAAUUAAGUGAGGAUUUAGUGAACAAGGAUAGUAAUAGUGAAACUAGUGAAUUUACGGAUGUGAGCGACAGUGACGAUGCUGUGGUCGAGGCCAAGAACGAGAUACUCAUCACCCUGAAGGAUCUGCCCAAGAAGUCGAACGGUGAAAAUGGCGAUGUUAUGCACACGGAGACGAUUUCGAUACCAAAAAUAUGCGAAAGUUUCAUAACCGAGGCUAUAAAUCACGAACUCUUGAACGCCGAGAAGAUCGCGCAGGAACUAUCAUCAAUGGAACUAAUGUCGUCGCGUAAAAACGGAGAUAGCAAGUAUCCAAUAGAAAUCAUCAAGGAAGAGGCGAGUCGAUAUAAAUUAAGCGAAGACGAAGAGGAUUCUGAGAAUAGUACAAAUGAAAAUUGUCUGGAAUGCUUGGAAAUUAUGAACAAUGAGGAGGACUCUACAGAUCUUUAUCUGCAAGAAGAGCGAUCAAUGUCGAGUGAGAUUGAUUAUUUGGAGGAGCAACUGCAGUUGAGCGAACUCCUCAACCGUGAACAGAUUGAAUCAGUUUCAAAUGAUGUUGAACCGAUGAUCGGAAUUCAGCAAUUUACCACCGAUGAUGAAGUUGAAACAGACGAGGAUGAAGAUGAAACGGACGAAUCAGAUGAAGAUGAUACAGAUUUGAGUGACGCUGAGGAGGAAGUACGACAAUUGGCUGAAGUAUUCGUUAAAGACAUUAUCGAAUUAGCCAGCGAUAUUAGUGUACAGCGUAAAGAAGAAUCAGUGCUUCCCAUCACUAAUAAUUUCAGUGAGAACAUAAACAUUGAGUCGGUCGAGAGAAUGAACAAUGGUUAUAAUAUUCAAAAAGGUCUCGACAAUCCGACGAGCAAUGAUGCAUUCGAUCAAGCCUACAAAACUUACUUUAUUAACUUGACGGACGACGAUAAACUGUAUAACAUAGAUACGGAAGAAGUUAAAGAUACAGAGAAACAAGAUACAGCCUCGUACAAUCAGAGCAUCAAGAAGGUUGAAAAUGUAGAGAAUAACAUGAACACUAUCGUAUUUUCAAAAGAAAAGCAUCCGAUCAGUCGUGAAAAUAGCCGAGUAGAUGAUCUGACCAAUGAUAUGCAACUGUUGCAGAUGUGCUGGAACACGAAGAUAGUGGACAGCAAAGAUGAUGUUAUCGCGGAGGAAACAUCAAGAAAUGAUAAAAAACACGAAAUUAACUUUGACGACUGUCAGGUUCCAAUAAGAAUGUUGAAUAAGGAUGCAAACGGAGAAAUUCAAUACAAUUAUACUACUGUUCCAUUGGUGUGGCCAGAUUUAGAGAAAGAACGUAUUAAGCAAAUGUUGGAAACUCGUGAAAAGAUUGCGAAAAAUGAUGAAGAGAUUCUAAAAACUGAUGAGGUUAUUAUGAAAAGUGAAGAAGAACUUAUGGUGGCCAAAGAAGAAAUUACGAAAAACGAUGAAGCGAUUACGAAAACGAAUGGAGACAUCAAGAAAUUCGAUGUUGAAAUUAUACAAAAUCAAGUAGACAUGAAAGUUUUCGAAGAAAUCAUGAAGAUUGAAGACAAUGUCAUAAAAGAAAAUGAAGAACUUGCGAAAGGUCAAGAAGAGAUUGUGAACAGUGAAAAAAAUAUACUAAAAAUUGAAGAAGAAUUUAUGAGAGCUACAGAAGAAUUUUUGAAAAACGAUGAAGAAAUUGUGAAAACAUGUGAAGAAAUCACAAAAAGUGAGGAAGACAUUAUGAAGACGUCUGUUGAAAUCAUCAAGUUUGAAGCUGAUAUUGCAAAAGCAGAGAACGAAAUUGUAGUAAUUGAUGAAGAUAUUAAAAUUAAAAUAGAUGAAGAACUUGUGAAUGAACAAAAAUGUAUUACAGACAGUGAAAAGAUUGUUUUGAAAAACGAAGAAGAAGAAAUUUUGAAAAAUAAUAAAAUUGGAAGAACUUGUGAAGAAGUAAAGAAAUUUGAUUUGGAAUUUACAAAGGAAGAGGACGAAAAUAUACAGAAUGAAACAUACAUAACAUCAAAUGAAGAAAUGGGAGAGAAAGUUACUGAAUUGAAUGAGGAAAUUGUGAAAGGUCAAGAAGAUACUCAACUGAUUGAAGGAGCAAUAGAGGAUGAGAUUGUAUCGCCAGAUGAAAAUGUUUUAAUUGUUGAUGAGGAGGAACCAGGAGAAACUAGUGUAAACGAUAAUAGUUGCAUAGUCUAUCAUAAUACGAUUAAUCAGACGCAGGACUUUUUAACGAACGAAAUCUCCAAUUACAUUUGCGAUGGUACACCGAAGAAGAACAGCGUAAAUUUCGAUCUGAGCAAUUCUCAGGAGGAAAUCAAGAAUUCUCAGUUUAUGUUUUUGAAGUCGAGCACACCGUAUAAACGGGACGGAGGAGCGUCCACUGUAAUUUUAGGAGCUUCCGAUGACUUCUCUAUUGAUUACUAUAAUGGUCUGAAGACGACAACUGUUGCGGCGAGUCCGACUCAAGACGACUCGACUUUCGUUCACCGCAAGAAUGAUCACCUGAAGUAUUCCUUGGAGACGUGGGAUAAUUUCUUGGGGAAGAGUUUCGAUGAGCAACAGGAUAGGUAUACAAGUGACGAACCUCAGAGUUUGCUGUUUUUGGAUGAUUCCAUUAAAUCCUUGCCGUGCGACGAAACUUAUGCGGCGGCGGCGGCUAAAACUUACACGAAUCUGAACGAUACGCCCGUUGAAUUAGAUGAUAUUAAUUUCGAGGUCGAUGACGGAGAAGAGGAAGAGAAAAGUACUUAUGACAACUGGGACGGAGGAGCUUCGGGAGGAUGGUUCUUGCAUCCACAAACCAACGGGGAUGACUUGACAGGACAAUUGGAGAUACCACAGGACGACAGUUACGUUCGCUUCAGCAUGGACGACGAAGUGAUGGCUGCAAUAAGGAAUGAACUUUUGACCAAACUACCUCAAGCCCAAAGAAGUGCAGUAGAUUUAAAAAUGGAUGAUGUUGGGGAAUACGAGACAACGGACAGGAACGAAGUGUUCAUCAAGUACAACGUCUAUAAUACUCCUUUAUCGCCGAUCCCAGAGGAAUCUCACAGCGAGCUGCUGCAUUCUGGCCAAAGCACUCCGCAUUGUACAAUUAACACUGAUUUGGAUGACAGUGAUAGUAAUGAUAGCGAUUGGUCGGAGGCCGGAUCGACUGGACAACAUUCUCUCAUCGAGGAUGAAUGCGAAAGUCCGAGAUUGUCUCCAAGCAGUACGAAUAAGGAGGGAGUGAAUAAUCUGCAGCACAGACACACACCUAGUCAAGAGUCGUGCUGCUCCAAUGACACUCUCUUCAAUCUGGAGGAAUUGCAGUGCAUCGAGGAGGGCGCCAAGAAGAACAACAAUAUUAUUACGGAGCCGGAAACCGUAAAUACUACGUUCUGCGUAGAUAAAACUUGUGAUACAGUUGAAAAGGAGGAAUCGAUAGAAGUUGAAGACGCUGCUCAAAAAGCCGAUGAUCUUGAAGUUGUUGUUGACCCAGUGGAAGACUUACCACAGCAACCGGACUUUGUUUUGAAGGUUGACAAUACGAAUUGCGCGGAGGCUUUGACUUCUCUGCCGGUAGAAUCGUCGAGCAGUUCAGAAACUUAUUUAACUGUAAGCGAUUCGUUGUGCUACACUCUGCAGAACGUGGCCCCUCUGAAUUCCCCUGAAGAUAGGCCUUGGAAGCACAUAGAAGCUUCUCUGUCGAAUGCGGCGAGUUGCGAUGAGGAGGAUCAAAUCAAACCCAAUCAAGACAAUUUGUACGAGAACGUCGAUGAUACCACCAACAAGAAUAAUCUUCUGGUCCAGCAAACGGAAAUAUACGAUUACAUUGAAAAAGCGCCGUCUUAUGUAAACGAUGUCGUCGCGAAAGAAGACGUCGACACCGUCAAUCCAUCUACAUACGUUAACUGCGGUAAUAAUCAGGAGGGUUACGUGAACUGUCCAGAAACGGAGAACGUUUACGACGGCGUUUACGAACCGGUUUACGAUUACUGCCCAUUGGCGGAUAUCCGAUUCACAGGACCGUCGGAUUCCCAAAUGAUGACCACCUCGUUCAGCGACAGCGCAGAUCUAGCCGACGAGCGCGAUUGGGACAGCGGCUCCGAUACCAGAAGCAGCUCGAGUGGUGAAUUCAUCUGGAAGGAGGGAAGUCACGAGGCUUCAGUGAAAGCCUUGCACGCAGCUCCGCAAGAUAACACACGGGAGGAUUUAGAGAAGCCCGAUUUAGAGGAUUCGAGCAGUUGCGGCAGCGAAGAGGACGGCGAUGGACCGGAAUUCGUACCGUCCGCUUGGGAUAAGUACGCUACGCCCACGAAAUCCGCGCUUCGGUCGCCGGAGAAGACUCUGGAGAGAUCCAAAGGUCGUGGGGUGUCCUUCAAGAAGCAGAAGUACCAUUGCGUGUACGAGUAUCCAAGGGAACCCGACAGUCCGGUCAUCCAGAGCUACGACAUUUGGACGACGCCGAAGUAUCCCGAGGUUGAUUGGGAAUUAGAGACAUUUAUGAACCGCACUGACACUAAAACAUCAUCACCAUCAACAACAGCAUCCACCACCACCACUACUACUACUACACAGAAUCUGUAUCAGACUUCGAAUGUACCCGAUUUUAUUGGUUCUUCGAUGCUGGAAGAUGAUUUUUAUAUAAGCUCUUCGGCGAAGCCGUUCGAUGUUUUCGGGAAUAACUGCCAGUUUUUUCCAGGGAAGGAUGGCAGCUGCGAGUGGGGAGAUUUGAUCAAGAGCGUCGACAACGUGACGCCGGACAGCGGAGCCGAAGACGUGGCCUCCGUUCCAAAGGAUUUCACGAGCAGACGUCCGACGGUCAUGUCGCUGAAGAGUUUGGCGCAGUUGGCGGUGAACAGGAACAAGUGCAAAAAUAUCGGCGGCCUGAGACACACCAGGGACAAAUUGAAAUUGGAUCUUCCGCCCAGUCCCAGUGCCUUCACCAAGGGCUUCACGAUGGAACCGCCCCCCGUCGAGCCAAUAAUCGGUGGGCGACAGGUCCCGACCUUCUCCACCUUCGGGAAGAGUCGCUUCGUCGUGCAGCACGUCGACACUCCACCCAGCGAAGAGAAUACCAAAAACGUAUCGUUCGAAGCUUUACCCUAUAAACCGUUGGUCACCGCUUCCCUGAACGAUGUCAAAACUCUUGUUGAAAGUGUGAGAGGUGAGGCUAGUCUGUUGGACAGUGCGGACGAAGACAGCGGCAUCGAAUCGUGCACUUUAGAAAGGCGAAAGUCUGUUUCUUAGUGGCCAAUACAACAUAUGCCAAAAUAUGCACAGAUAUUUUAGAGUUCACAAAGAGAAAAACCCACCACCCCCUGUUUUAGCGUUUUAACCAUUUUAAGAAAUAAUCAAAAAGAAAGAAAGAAGAAAUCAGUGUGUAUUCUCCUACUUUUAAUGUAUUGUAUUUGUAAACAUUCAGGAAGCUAAUUGCCUUAUAACAAUAAUAGAUUAAGGCACAUUUUAUACAAAGCCAAUCUCUCGAAAAUCAAACAAACAAACAAAAUGAAACGGUACUAAUUUACUUAUCAGUUUAACAGCAAUCGUUAUGUUUUAUUUUCGCAAUUAAAAUAUAUAUGUUUUUUAUUUUUUAUCAC